CUAAACCUAUGGAAACCAGACAGAAUUGAUUCCCUCUCCCUGAUCAGUAGGAAAUCCAGAAGAAACCUAUUGCCAGAUCCAUUACACACAACAACGUUUUUAACUUAAUUAGCUCUAUGUUUGUCGUAACAUUAUACAUAUAUAUAUAUAUGUUAAGACAUUCGUCAUUAGUCCACCUACCACAUAAAAACAUCGUAAUUUGCUAACAUUAAUUCUAGCUAUACAGUAGAAAGAUACUAUGGAAAGGAAAGCUAAUGAGGCAGCAGCAGCAUACGAGGAAUUCGAACCCUUCUGCAAAUGGCAACGCAAGCAAGAUUAUGACAUUCUUGAAAUCCAUCUCCAAGAAUUCAAAAGGGAACAGCUGAAAGUGCAAAUCAGCAAUUAUGGGAUCCUCAAGAUUUCUGGAGAACGUACAACAUCAGACGCCUCCAGAAAGACCAGAUUCUACAAGGAAGUUCCUGUCCCCGGCAGCAAAUACGACACACCUGCAAUCCGUGCAAAGUUUGUGAACGGCUGUCUCUACAUCACAUUGCCAAAAUGGAAGAACUCAGCCCCUGAUAUCACUGAACCCAAAAUGGAGCAAACCCCGAAAAGACCUGCAGAAUUGGCCGCCGAAGAUCAACCAAAGGCAUCACCUGAUCCAAAGGAGCAUGCAGUACGUAGUUCAGGAGGUUCAGAAUGUGAGUUUCAGAGCCGGAAAAGGGCGGAGUUGGGCCGAAGAAUGGGGAAGGUUGCUGUGAGCCUGGCGGCAACGGCUGCGGCGGUGGCGGUGCUGGUUGCUUAUGUUGUUUAUAUGUAUAAGGCAACCGUUGGUGAGGUUGAUGAUGAUUGAGUAUUGUGAAUUAAUUUGAGCUGUAAUUUGAAUAUGGCGUUCAUUUUUCUUUCUCUUUUAAAUCGCAUUGGGACCUUUGGUAUUGUACUCAGGGCCACCAGUACAGUAUAUAUGGACCUUUACCCGUACAAUUCUGCUAUCAAACUACUCUUAACUGGGCCUCGACGAUUUUCCGUAUCGGCCCAGAAACAUUUAUUGUGAUAGAUUUGAAUAUUUUAGUGUAGCACAUGGCCUCGCCUUGCAUAAAUCGACGUUUUCCAGUAUCGACCCAGAAAUAUUUAUUGGGAUAGAUUUGAAUAACAAAGUGUAGCACAUUGCCUCGCCUUGCACAAAAUUAGAUAGAGAAAAUUUUAGUCGGAUUUUAUUCGAUCAAAUUUGAACUAAUCAUAUAACAAGUACAAUAUUUAUCGUGUGAUUGAUAUAUAAUUAAAAAAAUAAUUAAUUACAGAACAACUAUAAUUUAAUUCGAACAAACCUAAUUCAGACAAAAACUUUCUAAUUAGACAGAAAGCAGAAAAAGAGGAUCAAGCAAGCAACCUUAGAUACAAACUUUAAUAGCAGUAGCCGUCCACCUAGAUAUUGAAAACGAUAAGAGAGAGAGAGAGAGGAGAGAAAUAUCGUAGCGCAAUAAAAGAUUCUUUAAUUUGUAACCAUCGGAUACAAUAAAACUUUUACUUUUGCCUUUCUCUUUCACAUGUAGUGACCGUAUCCCUCCAAAUACAGAAUUAUAAUAAUAAUACUUGAAACAGAAAGAAACAAUAAAAGCCCAAAAAUUAAAAUGCCCGGCUGGACAAAAGCCUACACCCUCCUACUCAAAUCAGCAACUCCCAGUUAUUC
This is a messenger RNA of Sesamum indicum (sesame), 1669 nucleotides long. RefSeq lists its product as uncharacterized. NCBI's taxonomy places the organism in Eukaryota, Viridiplantae, Streptophyta, Magnoliopsida, Lamiales, Pedaliaceae. Gene Ontology annotation, biological process: cellular response to heat. The record is from RefSeq and is a predicted model, not a curated record.